UCAGUGGGCAGCACAAAAGCACAUCACAUUGGAUCAGAACAGCAGAGAAUCCAAAUUAAAGAAUAAAGUCGUUUUUUCCCUCCCCAUGCAGAGAACAGAACAGUGAUGCUGUACAAAUGUUCGAAAACAUUUUGGAAGUUUUGAACGUCCUAACUAUCUCCCUUGUGGUGCCUGUCAGGAGUUCUGAUCUCUGAGGGGCUGACUUGCUAAAGAAUUGCAACAAUGUGAAGUUGGCAAGAGCCUGGAUUGAAGCAAAACAGCAGAAGGUUAUAUAUCCUGAGAGAAGGCAUGCUGCAACCUGGUUCUUAAACUUUUCAGAAGACAACAGUGGAGAACGGCAGCUAUAUUCCCGAGGCUACUGCAACCUUGCAGAACAGAAAUGGAAGAACGUGUGGUUCCAAACUGGACUGUGGUAGCCCCAAACCAGACCUCGGUGACCGAGUUCAUCCUCGUGGGGCUGUCGAACGACCCUGGGACGCAGCUGGUGCUCUUUGUGGUCUUCCUGGUAGUCUACCUGCUCACCUUGGCUGGCAAUAUUCUCAUUGUGGUCACCAUCAUCCACAACCAGGGGCUGCACACUCCCAUGUACUUCUUCCUGAGCAACCUCUCCUUCAUCGACGUCUGCCAUGCCACAGUCACUGUGCCCAAGAUGCUGGCUGACUUCCUCUCAACUGCAAAGACCAUCUCCUUUGGGGGCUGCGUGGCCCAGAUGUUCUUCCUCCACCUCUUUGCAUGCACUGAGAUCUUCCUCCUCACCGUCAUGGCCUAUGACCGCUAUGUGGCCAUCUGCAACCCGAUGCAUUACCUCACCAUCAUGAACCAGAAGGUCUGCCUCCUGCUGGCCGGCACGAUCUGGUUGGGUGGCACAGUGCACUCUCUCGCCUUGACUGGCAUGACCAUCAAGCUACCCUACUGUGGGCCCCAGAAGGUCGACAACUUCUUCUGUGACGUCCCCCCAGUCAUCAGGCUCGCAUGCACAGACACCUACGUCAUUGAGAUCCUCAUUGUUUCCAACUCGGGGCUGAUCUCCGUGGUCUGCUUCGUGGUCCUGGUGGUCUCCUACGGCAUCAUCCUGGUCUCCCUCCGCAAACGUCUUGCGGAAGGCCGGCGCAAGGCACUCUCGACAUGUGCGGCCCACCUCACGGUGGUGACACUCUUCCUGGGGCACUGCAUCUUCAUUUAUUCCCGCCCCUCCACCAGCUUCUCGGAGGACAAGGUGGUGUCGGUCUUCUUCACUGCCGUCACCCCUCUGCUCAACCCCAUCAUCUACACGCUGAGGAACGAGGACAUGAAGCAGGCGCUCAACAAACUGUUUGGCAGGAAGGUGACAGCGGAGAAAAAGUGAGGGUCCGGCUGUAGUAUGAGGAGGUACAGAGGGAAGGUGGGGAGAAGAGCCCAGUUGAAAUCUCACCACAGCCAGGGUGAAAUCGGGCAAGCGAGCAUGGAACCCUAUGGAUCUCAAGCACUGCACAUCUUCCAUGGGUUCACCAUGAAAAUGUGGGGUUUGGAACAUAGAGGAGAACCUGGCACUCAGAGCUUUUCAACUUGGGUACAUGAGUUAAGGCAGUUUCCUGAUCCCCCUGAUCAAACUUCAAACUCCUGCAAUCACAAAAGACUUAUCCUUAUUAUGUUACUGGGUGAGCACUUGCUGUUCACUGCUAUGUUUCAAGAGCCUAUGGGUCAGAGCUUCUAAAGGCUGAAGUGUCCAUCGAUGCCAACAUGGCCCCUGGCAAACUUGAAAACUCUAGUUUCUGCAUAUGGGGCAAAUGAAAAUAAACAUGAGCAGCAAAUGUUGAUGAACAAAAUGCAUAUUUAAUAAACUUACACAUGCAUCUAGAAAUGCCACUUGACUUGCACACUUUAGCUUGGAUUUCAAACUGUGGUGGUACCUUGGGUUACAUACGCUUCAGGUUACAGACUCUGCUAAACCAGAAAUUGUACCUCAGGUUAAAAGCUUUGCUUCAGGAUGAGAACAGAAAUCACGCAGCAGUGGUGCAGCAGCAGCAGGAGGCCCCAUUAGCUAAAGUGGUGCUUCAGGUUAAGAACAGUUUCAGGUGAAGAACGGACCUCCAGAACGAAUUAAGUUCUUAACCCGAG
Messenger RNA from Podarcis raffonei (Aeolian wall lizard), 2097 nucleotides. RefSeq names its product olfactory receptor 4E1-like. Bases 380 to 1345 code for a protein of 321 amino acids. Gene Ontology annotation, cellular component: membrane. Gene Ontology annotation, biological process: G protein-coupled receptor signaling pathway. The transcript is spliced from 2 exons. The record is from RefSeq and is a predicted model, not a curated record. Gene Ontology annotation, molecular function: olfactory receptor activity; G protein-coupled receptor activity. Lineage: Eukaryota; Metazoa; Chordata; Lepidosauria; Squamata; Lacertidae.